Messenger RNA from Haemonchus placei, 219 nucleotides. The record is from the annotation of a GenBank genome assembly. Lineage: Eukaryota; Metazoa; Nematoda; Chromadorea; Rhabditida; Trichostrongylidae.
GCAGAUCAUCUGAACUUCAAACAAGGUACUAUUAUUGACAACAGUACAGACAGCAGUAGAGCAUACAGUAAACAACGUGUUUUUGUUUCGCCAGUGAGUAACCAUUUCAGAGACCUUGAACAGGAGUACUACAGGGAAAAGCACAAAAACAGAAUGAUCGUUUUUACGGCAGGACUGACGCUAGUCUUGAUUCUAGUCAAUAUUGGAUACAUAAGGUAA